This is a messenger RNA of Colossoma macropomum (tambaqui), 5819 nucleotides long. Its product is annotated as pollen-specific leucine-rich repeat extensin-like protein 1. The record is from RefSeq and is a predicted model, not a curated record. The transcript is spliced from 4 exons. Gene Ontology annotation, biological process: regulation of transcription by RNA polymerase II. Gene Ontology annotation, molecular function: RNA polymerase II transcription regulatory region sequence-specific DNA binding; DNA-binding transcription factor activity, RNA polymerase II-specific. Bases 76 to 3384 code for a protein of 1102 amino acids. Gene Ontology annotation, cellular component: nucleus. Lineage: Eukaryota; Metazoa; Chordata; Actinopteri; Characiformes; Serrasalmidae.
CCCGUCUGUGAAAGAGAAACAGGUCUGUGCUCGUUAAGCUCAAUAAAGUCAGUCCAAACUGCGCUGAAUGUCAUCAUGGAGGAUGACGGUGGGUUUCAGACCCAGUUCGCCUCAGUGAUGGAGAACGUGCUGAAGGCGGCCGUCGGCGAGGCCACCAAGCUGUUCGAGCGCACUCUGCAGCAGCUGAGAGCCGAGCUCGUCCACUUGAGGCAGGAGAAUGUGGACUUAAAGACCGGCGCUUUUGCUCGCCAAUUCAAGACAACACUCGCCGGAGAAGGAGCGCAGAGGACUGAUCAGACAGCAGGACCACCCAGACGUGAUGUUGGUGUACAGUGUGAAAAGCCCCUCAUGGUGGAAAGAUGCUGCAGCCCAGCCCCAUUUGGCCUUCAGCUAGAUAUCGCAAGUGAUGGUCUUGCAGAUUUGUGUUCCACUGCUGCAGACGAUGGAAACAGACAGCUUGCUUUGCUGCUCAUUAAAAAAGAACCUCAGGAGACUGACUGUGAUGACUAUGCACCUGGAUACUUUUUACUGAAGCAAGAGGGUGCUGAGCCAAUACUGGUGCGCAAGGAGCCCUUUAAGAACACCAUGGAAAGAGUUACGAUCCCCUCAACAUUCCAAACAGUGACCAGAUGCUAUGGAAAUCCCAGAGAAAUAUCAACUGCUAGUACAUCCUCAACCACUAAUCCAGCCCCAACCACUAAUACAGUCUCCUGUAGCAAUAGAGUGGACUACUCUAAUAACAAAGUUACCCAGACUACAAGUACAUCUACUUUCAAAGGUUUGGCUUCGCUGAGUGAAACAGAAAGACAAAAAACCUCUCCAUCAGCUAUGAUAUCAAAUUUACCAGAGCUACCAGCUAGUUCAACUCAGCUAUCUCUUCCUGCAGUUAGCUUACCUGCACCAGCAAUCUCACUGUCUCGCAAACAAGGUCAGAUGUCAACACCUAGAGCCCAUCUAACAGCCCCACCAGUUUCAUCUCAAACAAAUCAGCUCUCUGAGCCACAUGUCCAGCUCAAAACCUCCCAACCUCCACAAAUUGUUCAAAAUAUCCAGCACCCUUGUGCAGUGGCAAGGCUCCCUCAUCCUCAACACCAGAAUCUAGACUCUUGCUCUUCUGUCCAGUCAUUACAAACUCCAGUUGUAACUGCAAAGAAAAGAGUUUUACCAGCCUCAGUAGACCAAACUGUGAGACCAAUAGCUCGGUCAUCCCCUCAGGCAAAGCAGCUUUCAAUCCCUCCAGUCGAAUCAUUUAUUCCUCGAGUCAGGAGCAAGACUGCACUAAGUCGUUUUUCGGGUCCUAGAGCCCAGCUUCCAUUUCCUCUAGACCAGUGCACAGCUCCUAUUCCAUUGUCUCAGAUUACAUCUCCACCAAACCCUGUCCCAAAUCCACCUGUCCAAGACCCACUUUCACCUGGCCAAGGCCCAGUUCAAACCAUCCAAGGCCAACUUCCACCUGCCCAAGGUCCAAUUCAGCCCAUCCAAGGCCCUCUUCCACUUGGCCAAGGCCCAGUUCUACCCAUCCAAGGUGCGCUUCCACCUGGCCAAGGCCCAGUUCUACCAGUCCAAGGCCCACUUCCACCUGGCCAAGGCCCAGUUCUAACCGUCCAAGGCCCACUUCCACCUGGCCAAAGCCCAGUUCUACCCAUCCAAGCCCCACUUCCACCUGGUCAAAGCCCAGUUCUACCCGUCCACACCCCACUUCCACCUGGCCAAGGCCCAGUUCUAUCUGUCCAAGGCCCAGUUCCACCUUGCCAAGUUCCAGUUUCACCACUCAAAGGUGCAGUUCCACCUAUCCACGUUCCAGUUCCACCAGCCCAUGCUCCUGUACCACCAACUCAAUCAAAUGAGAUACUUCCACCGCACUCACAGAGCUUAAAUCUACAAGCCCAUUUUCCUUCUGUGCCUCUUCACAAUCUGGCCCCAUCAUCCCAGUCAUCUUAUCCUCCGACUCACAUUCCAUUUACCCAGUCCUACAUUCCAGUACAAUCAAUGAAGUCUUCUGUUUCUCCAGUUUCAAUUCCACAGACUAAUGCUCCAUCACCACUAGAGCAAAUGCCAGUUACAACACCUCACUAUCUGCCUGGCCCUCUUUGUUCAUCUUCAGAUCAGUUUUUUCCUCCACCUGAUAAUACAUCAGAUUUACUUCAGCCUUUGCCCCCCAUGCCUUUCCACUCACCCAUUGUGCUAACCCAGCAGGAGGCUGCAUUAGAGCAACCUUCCAUGAUCCAUUCACAAUCAUCUGGGCAACCUUUACAGCUUGCACCACUUCUUACCCCGAAAGAACAGCAAGCAGCAGCCUGCAACCAAGGUAAUGUGUCUAAAAGAGGACCUACCGUGCCUAUAGAAAUACCCAUUUCUACAGGUAGUAGCUUUGAGGAAACUAUACAAAGGUUUCCCCCUUGCUCAAGUCCAACCAUCAGUUGUGAGGGCAAUGAAUCCAUCCCCAUGGACAUGCAUGAUGAAGACUCCAUAGCAAAUGAUGCGAGUAGCAGUCCUGCACUAAUGCCUGGAAUGAGUGAACGUUUUAAGGUUCUUUCCAAGCCUGAGUCAAAUUUCAGAGUGUUAGAUUCUACAAAAGAACAACAACCCUUCAGACUGAACAUGGUGAAAGGUCCACAGAUAGGCAAUGAAGUCAGCAAGCAGAAUCAGACCAAAAGUGGAACAAUAGGUCAAGUUUGGGAAUCAGCUGAUUCGUCUUGUGCAUUACCACAUUCAGCUUUGAGUGCUCCUGCACCAGAUGUGGGCCGCGCGGUGCCGAAAGCUUCACGUAGAGUACUGGAGAAGAAUACCGAGUGCUCUGAGUGCGGUAGGAUUCUCAGCAAUGCGUCUUCUUUGGAGAACCACAUGAGGCUCCAUAGGGGUGAGAGGCCUUAUAACUGCUCCCAAUGCGGAAAGGCCUUCCCCAGUGUCCGAGGCCUCAACCGCCAUGUAAAAGUCCACGCAGAGGAGAAAGGUUACAAAUGCGAGGAGUGUGGACGGAGUUUCGUUUACCAAUUCACACUAACGAAACACAAACUCAUCCACUCUGGAGAUAGGCCCUUCCCUUGUAAAAUAUGUGGCAAGAAGUUCUUGGCCAAGACGGACCGGGCCACUCAUAUGCGCAUGCAUACAGGGGAGAAGCCGUUCUUCUGUGGUCAGUGUGGGAAGACAUUCAAGCAUAGAGUUGCACUGAACAUGCAUGUACAAGGACAUAGAGGUGAGAAACGUUACGUGUGUCCACACUGUGAGAAAGGCUUUGUGGAUUUGGGUAAUUUUAAGAGACACAAACGCAUCCACACGGGGGAGAAGCCAUUUGAAUGCAAAGAGUGUGGUAAGCGUUUUACUCAGUCAGCACACCUCAAGAAACAUCUCAACACACAACAUGCAGCAUCAAAACCAAAAUAGACACUUCAGUAUGAGCCAUGAGAUAAAUAUUACACCAAAUUGCUUGUGAGUACAAAUGGUAACUCACUGUUGCUGAUUAAUUUUAGCUAUUUCUUUCUAGCUAUGCCAAUUAGUGCACUGUUUCCCUUUUUAACUCAUUGUGAUUUUUUUACAUGUUGCAUAAUGGUUCACAUGCUAUUGCCAAACAGAGACUUUAAACUUUUCACAUUCACAUGUUUACACUUUUCUGUAGUGAUUUGAAGUAUAACUGUAUGAUGGGCAUUUUUUUAAAAAAAAGGUAAUAGGUGACAAGAUAACCAGUUUCAUUCCAGAGAAGUCUUAUAUUGUUUAUGUUUUUUAUGAGAAAGUGGUUAUUUAUUAUUCCUUUUUAACUGAAUACCUAGGUUAAACCCUUAACAGCAACAACCCUUUAAGGUCCUCAGGUCGUCUGAAGAAUUAACUGUGAAAAUGGAAAUCAUUGUGAUUUAUUAAUACAGAAUAUCGCUGCUGUCAGAACAAAAUGUUAUUUUUAUUAUUUAUCUUUUUUUUGACGCAGUAUGAAAUUGCCAGCUGACACAAUUGCCAAAAUUUCAAGAUGAAUGGACCAAAAGAAAUGCCCCAAAAUGACUUGGAGUUAAUAAAUUCUACAUUCUAUUUCCAGUAAAAGUUAAGAAUGUUUUCCCUCUCCUGUAAAGUUAACAUUUUGGAGAUAUGAGGAUUUGUUUCAACAGCAACGAUAUACUUUGAAGUUACUAUGCAAAUAAUGCAGAAGAAAAUGUGAAUUUUUAUUCUUUUUUAAACAGUAAGCUCUUGAAUGUGUUUUUUGGAGCUAUAGAUGUUUAUAGUGUUUCGUGAUCUUCUGAAGUUUAUAAACAAAUGCAAAUUCUUUGUAAAUGUGGAAAUACAAUGUAAAUGAAGUAGACUUUUCAAUAACACCUGUGCACCAUUUGAGAGGUUUUCUGGCCCAUUCGCUCCCUGAAUCAUCAUGCAUUUCAACCAUGAUGAACACUAUGAAGUCAAGGUUAAUGACAUGGUAAGCAGCAGAGUUUUUUUGUAGUGUACAUCUUGACUAUAAAAGAAUUCUAAUUUCAUCUAUCUAUUAGCUAACUAUUAGCUUACAGUGCUUACAGUGAGUACUGCUUUGUUGAUUAGUGUGAAAUGCUUUACUUUCAAAAAACAGAACUACAAUACCCAAAAGCAUUAAAACACAGGAGAUGACGCUUUAUCACAUUUCCUCCUAUGGUGUUACAUGUGGUUGUCUCUAAAAAGGAACUGUUAGGAACAGCAUCUUGCUGAAAACGCUAACAGCAGUCACAGUUUAUUUACAUGUGAGAGAACAGAUUUCCCAGUUGUUCUGCUGAACUGGUUUGGAUGAGAAGUAUUACGGCAUUGGAUGUCCUUAAACAGAGAUUAGACUUGGUCUUAGUUUUUAAUUCAGUUAUUAGAAGCCACCCUGCUUUAAAAAAGCCUUUUGUUCUUCUACAUGCGGUAGGCCUUUCUAUUUUUAGAUUCCUUGACAUGAAGAGCCUGACAGUUUUUUGCUUAAACACAAUUGUGGACUAUGUAACUAUUUACAGCAUCUGUAUUUUUUUAAAAACACUCUAUGCAUUCUAAUGAAACUCUUAUAUGAAAUUUAUUUCUCAAAGUAAUGUAAUGCAAAUCUUUCUCUGCACUCUUAUGCAGCUAACAUAGCCUUGCAGUCAAUUAAAUUAUUCCAACAACAAAAUGAAUUCUUUUUGGACCAUUUCACAUUGAAUAUCCAUUUAUAACAAUUAUGGAUAUAACGAGUUUUUGUAAAAAAUAACAGCUGACAUAUUAUGGAAAAUAUAUUUUUUUGCUCUAAUAAAGAUGAUAUUAGUCAUAACAGAGCAUUAAUAUUACUUGUGUGUGUAAAGCCCACUCCCAACAAUUUACAUCAGGAAAAAAUAAAUUGGUCUAUACUUCAUUUUACAAAGAAACAACAUUCCAGAUGAUGACUCAUACAGUUCCAUGCAGUUUAAAAACCAUUACUAAAUGUGGGGAAUAUCAUGGAGGUGUAACAUGCUUAAAACAUGACGAACAAAAUUUUAAGCAAUAAAGUCUGUUAUGUAUGCGUCACUCUUCUUCUAAGUUAUAGGCCUUGUUUCAUUGUGCACUAUGAUUUACCAGCAUGUUACAUGCUGAUAUACAGUACUGUGCAAAAACCUUAGGCAGCCUUGAAAAUAGUUUAAAACUCUUUAUUUUAGCAGUAAGUGUGUUUUUGCCAUUAAACCCCCUAUAUAAUAUUCCAAUUGUUACAAAUAAACAUAAAUACAAUAAAAGUAUCAAGAGUAUCUUGUUUUCACACUUUUGCACAAUACUACACUAAAUGGCCACUUCAUUCCUUUUAUCUAUACUCUUUAUCCAUUUUGUGAGCUCCUCUUGUCAUAUAGAUGCACUUUGUAGUUCUAUAGUUACAAACUGUAGACCAUCUGUUU